Serpula lacrymans var. lacrymans S7.9 is the source of this 1509-nucleotide messenger RNA. RefSeq lists its product as uncharacterized. The coding region runs from base 194 to 1324 and encodes 376 amino acids. Gene Ontology annotation, biological process: GDP-mannose metabolic process. Lineage: Eukaryota; Fungi; Basidiomycota; Agaricomycetes; Boletales; Serpulaceae. Gene Ontology annotation, molecular function: GDP-mannose 4,6-dehydratase activity. The transcript is spliced from 7 exons. The record is from RefSeq and is a predicted model, not a curated record.
ACGCUCCAAAUGCAUGCUGUGGAAACCUUCCUAUCGAUCAUUUAUUUGCUGCGCCGCAUCGUUACAGCGACUGGAGGUUUACAUACUCAAACUCACUGAAGACGCCAUCACGAUAUCACGAUAACAUCAAAUACAAGUCUCAGAUCAUCUUCUUGACGCGCGCUUUUUAUUUUCUUGCCUCUUACCUUCCAACAUGUCUUCAUCUGUCGUAGAUGCUGCCUUCCCUUUUGCAUCGCUCAAUCUUCCAUCGCCAGAAGAAUACAGAAAACGCAAAGUAGCACUUAUCUCAGGGAUAACCGGGCAGGAUGGAUCUUAUCUUACCGAACUUUUGCUCUCGAAGGGAUAUGAAGUACACGGAAUAAUUCGUCGCUCAUCCAGUUUCAACACUGGUCGUCUGCAGCACCUCUAUGCAGAUGAACAUGAACGACCCAUCAAAUUGAAGAUGCACUACGGUGAUCUGAGCGAUAGUACCAAUCUCGUCUACAUCAUUGCCCAGGUGAAACCCUCAGAAAUCUACAAUCUCGGCGCCCAAUCACACGUCAAAGUGUCUUUCGAGAUGGCCGAAUACACGGGAGAUGUGGAUGGUCUGGGAACGCUCCGUCUCCUCGACGCUAUCCGUACUUGUGGUCUCGAAAAGCAUAUCCGUUUCUAUCAGGCCUCUACAUCUGAGCUCUAUGGUAAAGUUGUUGAGACUCCUCAGAGCGAAACCACUCCUUUCUACCCUCGAUCGCCCUACGGUGUUGCUAAGCUCUACGCAUACUGGAUCACGGUCAACUACAGAGAAGCGUACGGCAUGUAUGCGUGCAAUGGUAUCCUGUUUAAUCAUGAAAGUCCACGUCGAGGCAGGACUUUCGUCACGCGAAAAAUUUCGCGCGCUGUCGCAGAUAUUUCCUUGGGCAAGCAGUCGUGCUUGUACCUCGGAAACAUAGAUGCUCAGCGUGAUUGGGGACAUGCUCGCGAUUACGUUGAAGGGAUGUGGCGCAUGUUGCAACAACCUGCACCCGAAGACUUUGUGUUGGCGACGGGUGAAACACAUCCGGUACGUGAAUACGUCGAAAAGGCAUUUGGCGUACUCGACAUCCAGAUCCAAUGGAGAGGUACUGGCACUGACGAAGAAGGUGUUGAUGUCAAGACUGGAAAGACUGUCGUCAAAGUUGAUCCCAGAUAUUUCAGACCAGCUGAAGUAGAACUUCUGCUUGGGAACCCUGCUAAAGCUGAGCGCCUUCUUGGGUGGAAGCGCAAAGUCGAUUUUGAUUCCCUCGUAAAGGAGAUGGUUGAGGCAGAUCUUCUGGCUUCAAAGAGUCUUGUUGAGGACCAGAACUAAACAUGCGAUCCUUAAUGGGUUGUCAUCAUAACUCCAGUCGCACGUUGAUUGGAGCGAAAAGAGGGGCAUAUUCUCGACCGUUGUUACCUUUUUCUUGUUGUUGUCAGCUUCAGUGCCGACCUAUUCCCCUGAAAGUAGUUGGUGUACGUAUAAGUGAUAAGAUAAUUCAUGGAUUUACAACUGUA